Molecule: messenger RNA, 1335 nt
Organism: Penicillium angulare
Lineage: Eukaryota; Fungi; Ascomycota; Eurotiomycetes; Eurotiales; Aspergillaceae
Product: putative GTP cyclohydrolase II
Exons: 4
Coding region: 1-1335 (444 amino acids)
Biological process (GO): riboflavin biosynthetic process
Molecular function (GO): GTP cyclohydrolase II activity
Source: RefSeq, a predicted model, not a curated record
AUGAAAGAGCCAGAAUCCACCCUCAAUAUGACAGAUCCAUCAGCCCAGCCACCGACUUCGCCUCAGUCGAUCUACAGCAAACAUAUCAUCUUAACGACAUAUCCUGGCCAGAGUGGGAUCGAGCCCGUGCCAUUAGAAUGGGGCGCUGAAGACUCCAAAUCUAGGGGUCCAAUCGUGGUCUCUCGUAAUGGGAAUCUAGUGAAACGCCGCAAUGCCAUCGGUGCACACGGUGGCAGUUACAGCAUAUACAACGCGCUCGCGAUUGCCGCUGGAGAUCUUGCUGCAGACUUCAAACCUGAUCUGCGAAAUAGUGAACCUGUUUUCAAUUUCCCUUGGCAAUCUUCUUGGGCCGAUAAGACCAAGAUUGUCUCUAUGGAUCCGUAUGGCCAUGAUAUCGUGAAUAAAUACAAGCAGGAGCUUGAGGCAGGCUGGGAUAUUCGUCCUACUAUGGCAAUCACAAGAGCCAAUAUGAAGCUGGCAGAGAUUGGAGAUGCCGUGCGUGACGGUUUAUUGGACGUUGAUGGUACUAUUGUAGUAGACUCAUCGGGUGAGGUGCGCGUGACAAAAGUCGCCGUUGAGCCGGUAUGGUAUUUGCCUGGCGUGGCAGAGAGAUUUGGAGUGGACGAGGGCACCUUGCGUCGAUCGCUAUUUGAGCACACUGGUGGUAGUUACCCCGAACUGAUUACCCGACCUGACCUCAAGGUGUUCCUGCCGCCAAUUGGAGGACUAACCGUCUAUAUCUUCGGACCACCUGAACGGGUUUCGGAUGAGAAUGUGAAGCUAGCUCUUCGAGUUCAUGACGAGUGUAAUGGAAGCGAUGUUUUCCAGUCGGAUAUCUGCACGUGUCGGCCAUAUCUAGCUUUCGGCAUUCGCGAGGCCAUUCGUGAAGCCCAAAAUGGCGGAAGCGGGGUGGUCAUCUACUUCCGUAAAGAAGGCCGCGCAUUGGGGGAGGUCAUUAAGUACUUGGUAUACAACGCCCGCAAACGAGGCGGAGAUACCGCAGACAAGUACUUCACUCGGACGGAAAAUAUUGCGGGGGUGCGAGAUAUGCGCUUCCAAGCCCUCAUGCCGGACAUUCUCCAUUGGCUCGGUAUCAAGAAGAUUGAUCGCAUGUUGUCCAUGUCUAACAUGAAACACGAUGCCAUUGUGGACAGUGGGAUUAAGAUCCUCGAGCGAAUCCCAAUCCCCGAGGACAUGAUCCCCGACGACUCCCGCGUCGAGAUUGAUGCAAAGAUCAAUGCCGGUUAUUUCACUACUGGAAAGCAGUUCACCAUGGAUGAGCUCGCACAAGUUCGUGGACGCGGCUGGGAGAAAUGGGAAGACAUCACUCAUUGA